This is a messenger RNA of Lynx canadensis (Canada lynx), 503 nucleotides long. Its product is annotated as integrator complex subunit 6-like. The record is from RefSeq and is a predicted model, not a curated record. Gene Ontology annotation, cellular component: integrator complex. Gene Ontology annotation, biological process: snRNA 3'-end processing. Bases 1 to 381 code for a protein of 126 amino acids. The transcript has 4 exons. Lineage: Eukaryota; Metazoa; Chordata; Mammalia; Carnivora; Felidae.
AUGCCGGAAGAAGAGGGAGCAUUCCAGGCCAGGGGCUCAGCCGUGUCAUUGGAAGAUGAUGACCCCAAGGUCGCCAGGAAGUCUGUGCUGUUCGGAAUGAUGCCGGAUACGUUGUCAUUCAAUCCAGAGGCGAUGAAUAGUGAUGUAAAACAUCAAAUCAUGAAAGAAAUUCGACAGUUUGGACGAAAAUAUGAAAAAAUCUUCAAAUUGCUUGAAGGAAUUCAAGGACCUCCAAAAGCGAGGAGACAGUUUGUUGAAUUUGCCAUCAAGGAAGCAGCAAGAUUUAAAAGACGAGACUUAAUUAAGCACCUUGAGAAGAUACUCGACAAAAUAGAAUCUGACAAAUUUCUCAGCAAAGAUAAGCAUAGCCCAAACCUAUAAUCCUGUUAUCUCAACAAUCAAAAAAUAAGAACCAGAUUGCUGUCUUCUAGAACGGAAUGGGAUAUUGCUAAAGCCUCCUAGCAUGUGUUAGUUAAGAGAAUUGCCUUCCAGAGGCUAAGAAA